AUGGAAUCUGAAAUCCUCACAUAUAUGCUCGAUAACCAGAUAAUUAUACCCGGGCAGAGUCUUACUGCCGAGAGUCCCAAGUACGUCUUGUGCUCAAUAUGCAAAACCGGCGUACAAGAGGGCCUGUUGGAUCUCGCUGUCGGGGCUGCUCAAAGGCUGUUAGCGCAGUAUCCUGAGCUAGGGGAGAUGGUGGGUAGGGCGUGGGUCAAUGGUGCCGGUUUUAAGGAUAUACGGUGCCUGAGUAGUGCUUCGACCCGAGUGAUCAUCGUCGACAUUACUAACACAAUCGCAGGGCUUCUCAGGUCGAACAUACCUGACGACAUUUUCAACCUUCAAGGUAAUCAAGGCGAAACACUUUAUGAGGCGAGUGUAAAGGCCACGGAGGACUCUUGGAACUAUGAGUUUAUAGGUUCCGCCCAUGUGGCUCUGAAAGCCCAUAUUAUGUACCAUCGGGAAACGAUCACCAAUCCGUAUGCGCCUUACUGCGCCAUCGUUCAAUCGACCGGAACAGGAAAGUCGAAAGUAGUGGACGAGUUCAGCAAGACUCAUUUCGUCAUACCAGUGAAUCUUAGAAAGCCUGGAGCUGGAGGCUUUCCUCCUUCAGACGAAGAGGUUCACAGAUUUCUUAACGUCGGCUUCCUUAUGACUCUCCCGCCACCCUAUGUAUGGAUUCGGAUGAACACCUUCAUAUUCGCACUGUUAGAGGAAUGUGAGAAGGUUAUCGACGAGGCCAUGAACCAUCGAGCGGUUGGUCAUACCUGGCUCCGCUCCGAAGGUGCUGCCUGGUUCCGGAAGAUGAUGACCCAAGGCCAAACGAUGCACAGUCAAGGCCAAUAUCGCGUAAACUUUUACAAUAAGGUCGUCCGACGGGCUACAGAGCUGUACGGUGACGUCAUUUCUUCACCACUGAUCUCUGGGUCGUCCACCACGACGGCAUCCACCACGGUACCCCAGCCCACCGAACCGAGUAGGAGAGGCCCAUCCCCAGAUAUAACAAGAUUCGCCAGCCCAGGGGAUUCUUCGGUCGUAGACAAAAGCAAAUCCCUGAUCAGUCGCUGGAACUAUCGGCAAUCGAAGACUCAAAAGGAACCGGUCGUCUACUUGGCCUUCGACGAAGCCCAUUUUCUGACCACACCAGACGAGCAAGCGGCGGGUCCUAAAGUCGCAUCUCCGUUCUCCCAUCUUCGAAAGAUUUUACGGUCCUUCAGAGACUUGCCUCUCUUUGCCAUGUUCCUCUCUACAACGGGCAAGAUCACCCAAUUUAAUACACCAAAGGAGGACGACGAUUCCACUCGAUUACAGGAUGGAACACUGGUGGUGAUUCCUCCAUUUUUCGCUCUCGGCUGGGAUCAGCGCGCUGCUCCCCUGGAUGUACCAAUGACUCUGACCUACGUCUCCGCUCUACCCUAUAAGGCUAGACUCGGCCGUCCUCUCUUCGCUUCUCGGUACGCAUCAGGGGAAUUGCUUCACGGACAGGAGCGCAAACAGCUUCACGAACAUCUUGCCGAAUUCGCGGCACAAAAGCUUAUCAGACGCAACCUUUCCUACUGGUCCUCUAGCCUCAACCUCGACCAGGAACUGGCCUGUCUAUCUGCUCGCAUUCCCGUAGAGUUUAUGUCCUCCGUCCAUACUCCGUCGACCAAAGCCGAAAAGGAUCAGAUCGCCAAUCACAUGCGUAUUUGCCUGUCUGUGGACCCGUCUUUCCGCAAAUUCACGUCGCUCAACCCUUCGGAACCUAUAGUUUCGGAGGGCGCCUAUCUCCUCAUGACCGACAGCAGAACGAAGUUCCACGCUCCCUUGGCUUUUUCUCGCGUUCUGACUGGCUUUUCCAUCUACCAGGGAGAUCGGGGCGAGUUUGUGGCCCUGCUUGCCAUCAUCAUGGCCCGGGACCGCGUCGUCAAAACGCAGGGUGUACUUGAUGGCGUCUUUGGCGUUGUUCCGUUCAUGAACGCGCUCAUUGCGAGGCCAGCCAGGCCAACCGAUCGUUUUGCGGAUGUUCUGGCAAUGAAGCCGUCCGUUUACCAAAACCCCAACGACAAGGAGACCUGCUUUGAAAACGCGUUCGCCGACGUUCAUCUUCAUUUCAACCACGUCGUGAAGCGGCAGGUUCAGAAAGUCAAUAUGGGCGUCUUUCGGGGCUUGAUUGCGCGAUGCGCGGCGUUCAUGGGUGCCAAUGGUCAAGCAGGUUUCGACAUAGGGGUCCCUACGGUACGAGGUAUAGGUAUCGUGAACGACGAGACACAGGGAAUGGCUCUUUUACAGAUCAAGAACGAUCCCCGUUUCACCGAAGAAGUUGUUCCAGAACUUUUCGACAGAAUGGAUCCCGUCACUCUAAAACUCAUCGACACUGACACGACCCUCAAAACGCCGAUCAUCCGGAUCGUCUUCGCUUUGGCAGCCAACACUCCCGCUGUUCGCUGUGUUGAGACUCGAAAACAGGCCAACUUCACGUCCUAUGACAUUUGGGUCGCGGGUCUCAGCCCAGACGUGCUUGCCGUUAUUGAUAUGAAGGAUCAAGCGAUCUGGGAUGAACUGCUUUCUGCGUCGAAAGGAUGGGAAAACAUGUAUAAGCACCCGGACCCGACCACGCAUAAGCUAAUGCAAAACAUGGCGCCCAUGCUCGGCGAUACGGCCGAGUUUUGGAAAUUUGGACUGCCAAAGGCUGAAGUCGGUCCAAAUUGA
Messenger RNA from Stereum hirsutum FP-91666 SS1, 2682 nucleotides. RefSeq lists its product as uncharacterized. The transcript has 6 exons. The record is from RefSeq and is a predicted model, not a curated record. The coding region runs from base 1 to 2682 and encodes 893 amino acids. Lineage: Eukaryota; Fungi; Basidiomycota; Agaricomycetes; Russulales; Stereaceae.